Messenger RNA from Paraglomus brasilianum, 490 nucleotides. NCBI's taxonomy places the organism in Eukaryota, Fungi, Glomeromycota, Glomeromycetes, Paraglomerales, Paraglomeraceae. The record is from the annotation of a GenBank genome assembly.
UUUGCUUUCAGCAACGUAUUCAGUGAAAGGGUACAAAACUUUAGUUGAGGUCAAAGAGUGCGAUGAUAAUGAUAAUCGUCAUCAGCGCUUAGACAUCCUCGUUUGCAACUGUGACUCUCCUACAUAUGGUUAUGAACUUGUUGUUGCACCAACUUUGGAACAUUUCCGAGAUCAUGUCAGGCGCGCAAAACACUAUGCCAAAGUCCAUAAGACUAACAACAUGUUCAUAGUCAACUUGUGUCCCAAGCCUUCUGUGGAUUAUUUUGAAGAGAUGACGUCAGUGAGGAGAUCUUCAAGGUUAGCCAACAAGGUUCAACCAUGUUAUGCAGAGAACCUACAGCAACCACCGGAGCCUUUUGUAUUUCCAACAAAUGUGACUGUCAUGAACGUGACUAUAAGGAAGGAAAACAAGGGAUUGGUGGCGAAUCUGGUUUAUAGAGAUGGAAAAGAGAACACUAUUGUGAUCAAGGGUUCUGAAUGGUACAUGUAA